GUUUGAAAGGUGACGUACGGCUUGUCUGUUUUGUAGUCUUCAGCGUUCCAGUUCCGCCCACCGCAAAAACAGGACAGACAGCAACAGGUAGGCUAUGUCAAGGUUUAGGAUAAUUCCUUUCUACAUGGGACAAAUGAUUGUUUAGCCUCGGUUGCCCGGGCGACGGGAGAAAGGUGAGCUGCAGGAGCGGGGAAGACCCCGGGAAAACUGACGUCACCAGACGGAACUCCCAUUACCCUCAACCAACAUCCAGCAGACUGCUGCUGUGUAAGACCUCUCAGUAGUACACAGCCAGCGGACCGGUAGCCUAGGCUCCAGUGAGAGAGACCGGAGAUGGUGUCAUUUGUGACCGCUGAAUGUGGCUCCGAGACUGUUCACAAACGGAGACGGACAACCGGCGCAGCUCCUGCCACAGAAGCGCUCACACCGGUCCAGCAGCGGCAGACCGCCCGGCACAGAAAACAGACACUCACGUCCAAGUUGAGUGACUCCGGUUUCGAGGAAGACUUGGGAUCCUCGCCGGUUUCGUCCCCGGCUCGGAUAGAUGUGUCCCCGCUCCGUUCAGACGAGCCUCCUGCAGGACAGCUGUCCAACUGGUACCUCCAGUAUGGGGACAUCGGUUACAAGAUCCAGAGAGAGAAAGAGGCGCAGUUUCAUCCCUGCAAAAGCUUGGCACGCCAGCCACAAUUGACUGCCGAGGCACGGUGUAAGCUCGUCAGCUGGCUCAUCCCUGUAAACAAACAUUUCCGUCUGUCCUUUGAGUGCUGCUGCCUGGCGGUGAACAUCAUGGACAGGUUCCUGGCAUCCACACCGGUGGCUGCUGACUGCUUCCAGCUGCUGGGUGUAACUGCCCUCCUCCUAGCCAGUAAACAGGUGGAGGUGUGCUCACCGCGGAUCAGCCACCUCUUGUCCUUCUGCUGUGAUGCCUUCACUAAGGAGCAGCUGUGCAACCUGGAGUGUCUCAUCCUCCUCCGUCUCAACUUCUGCCUCGAUGCACCCAACCUGGCCUUUUUCCUGAGCUAUUACACCAACUGCAUUGAGGCUGCCCAGCUUGUGUCUGAGAACACAGGUGGUGACAGGUUUGCAAGAAGGAAUCCAGACACAAAAAGACGCGGGCAGUGCAGCAACCUUGCACGUAAGGUGUGCGAGUUGAGUCUGGCAGACUAUGCUUUCAACAAAUACCCACCAUCUCUGACUGCUAGCUGCGCACUGAAGCUAGCCAGUGAGUUACUGAAAACUGAACAAGGGCUUGUUGAGCAUGCAACCAUCCAGGCACAGGAGAACCAGUGGGGCCGUUCUGUGGAUGAACUAUGUACCCAACCAGCUUCUGCCCAUUUAUCUGAGAGCCCUGAGCUUUCUGAGGGCGACUCUCUGGCAGAGAAGGGCCACUUCCUGUCUGUGAGUCAGGACAGUUACAACCACAGUCUGGCCCAAGAAUGCAAAGACAACCUGAAGCUGUUGGUGUCAUUAAACCAGGAGACAUUGGAAGUGAUGUCUACCAUGUGACUACAAGUGUGCCACCCUUCAGAUGUCAGCAAAAUGCCAAAUUCCCCUCCACUUUUUAAGGUGAUCUUCAGAAGACGUAUCUCAUCUUUACCUCAUAGACAAUCAGUUGCUUGCACCCACUGAAUGUUUUACAAUUUAGUAUAUUUGUUUUAUAUUUAUUGAUAGUAGGUUAUUGUUUAUCAAUGAAGAAUAUUAAUAAAUUCUGUUUAUUUUAAUUCAUUCUAAAUCAAAGUCAUUAUUUACUGUAUAUGCACUGACUUGCUGCAGGUUUACUGUAUGAGCUACGUUACUGCUGCAACCUCUUUAAGGAAGGACCUGGAAAAAUGUGCUGUAAUGAAUUGAUUUUUUUAAAUUAUGAAAUAAAUGAUCACUAAAUGAA
Molecule: messenger RNA, 1885 nt
Organism: Siniperca chuatsi (mandarin fish)
Lineage: Eukaryota; Metazoa; Chordata; Actinopteri; Centrarchiformes; Sinipercidae
Product: cyclin-O
Exons: 4
Coding region: 334-1506 (390 amino acids)
Biological process (GO): mitotic cell cycle phase transition; regulation of cyclin-dependent protein serine/threonine kinase activity
Cellular component (GO): cyclin-dependent protein kinase holoenzyme complex; cytoplasm; centrosome
Molecular function (GO): cyclin-dependent protein serine/threonine kinase regulator activity
Source: RefSeq, a predicted model, not a curated record